Messenger RNA from Silurus meridionalis, 3469 nucleotides. It is a transcript of the gene ttll6, whose product is annotated as tubulin tyrosine ligase-like family, member 6. Lineage: Eukaryota; Metazoa; Chordata; Actinopteri; Siluriformes; Siluridae. Gene Ontology annotation, cellular component: cilium. The record is from RefSeq and is a predicted model, not a curated record. Gene Ontology annotation, molecular function: tubulin binding; tubulin-glutamic acid ligase activity. The transcript is spliced from 15 exons. Bases 117 to 2486 code for a protein of 789 amino acids. Gene Ontology annotation, biological process: microtubule cytoskeleton organization; protein polyglutamylation.
UCAGUAAUAUUACCCCUGUGUUAGGUCACAUACACCAAGUGUCAAGGGCAGGGUUAUCCAGAUCACUGGAUCGAGAUACAGUUACCUAGCACCCAGGCCACCCACAGCUUGCUGGGAUGUCCCUCUACAAACAUUGUAACUGUAGUCAACUCAGUAUGGGCUCUGCUUUUGAGGCAUCAGAAGCCAAGGACUCUUUUCAAUUUGAGCCCAAAGCAGAGCAGAAGGAAGAGAGCUGUGGUGCUGACGUUCAAGUUGGAACCAGUACCACAACCCUUGCUGUAAGCAAAAAGAAGAGGAAAAAAAAGAAGAGAUUGUGGAUCAAUCUCACUAACUGUAAAUAUGAGAGUGUGCGUCGUGCUGCCUGCAGAUAUGGUCUGCGAGAGGCUGGCGAAGGAGAAGACUGGACUUUAUAUUGGACUGAUUUAUCUGUGUCUUUGGAUAGAGUCAUGGAAAUGAAGCGAUAUCAGAAAAUCAACCAUUUUCCUGGAAUGAGUGAGAUAUGUAGGAAAGACUUCCUGGCAAGAAACCUGAACCGUAUGUUGAAGCUCUUUCCGAAGGACUAUAACAUCUUUCCCCGCACUUGGUGUCUUCCUGCAGAUUACAGUGAUUUCCAAGCCUACACAAGAACCAAAAAGUCUAAAACCUAUAUUUGCAAACCAGAGUCAGGUUGCCAAGGCCGUGGUAUUUAUCUCACCAAGUCCAGCAAAGACAUUCGACCAGGUGAACACAUGAUUUGUCAGGUGUAUAUUUCCAAGCCAUUAAUAAUUGAUGGAUUCAAGUUUGACUUGCGCAUUUAUGUGCUGGUGACUAGCUGUGAACCCCUCCGGAUCUUUGUGUACAAUGAGGGACUGGCUCGUUUCUGCACAAACCAAUACAGUGAGCCCACCAGUAACACCAUGGAUGAUUUUUACAUGCACCUGACCAACUAUGCCAUUAACAAGCACAGUGAAUAUUUUGUCCAUGAUGAUGACAGGGGAAGCAAAAGAAAGCUUUCUGUCUUCAACACGUAUCUGGAGUCUAUGGGUUAUGAUGCAAAGAAGGUGUGGGAAAAUAUUGAUGAUGUGAUCAUUAAAACCCUCAUCUCAGCCCAUUCCAUCCUGAAGCACAACUAUCACGCCUGCUUCCCGAGUCAUACAUCAAGCAAUGCUUGUUUUGAGAUCCUGGGUUUUGAUGUGCUGCUGGACCACAGGCUCAAGCCCUGGCUACUGGAGGUCAAUCAUUCUCCUAGUUUCACAACUGACUCUCAGUUGGACCAUGAGGUAAAGGACAGUUUGCUCUAUGACACUUUGGUGCUGAUUAACCUCGGGGCAUGUAAUCGCAAGAAGAUCACAGAAGAGGAGAAGCGUAGGGUCAAUGAAAGACUACAACAGAAGCAUUCAAGAGAGGCCAGAAAUGAGGAAUUUCGCCAGAUGCAGGCGGCCAAUAUGGAGCAAAUGCAGAUAUAUGAAGCCAAUCACCUUGGGGGAUUCCGUCCAAUCUACCCCACAGAAGGAACAGAGAAAUAUGAAAAAUAUUUUAAACAGAGCAGCUCUCUGUUCCAGGACACAGCAGCCUCUAGAGCAAGAGAGGAGUGUUCUAGGCAGCAGUUGCAGAAGCUGCGUAUGAUUCAGGAGAAGGAUGAUCAGAAGCGUAAAGGAAAUUACAAACAUCUACAAGGAGAAUCUGCAGGAGAAAGAGCCAAACCACGCAAAGUGCAAUCUCCCUGUGCACACUUAUUACCAAGCUCUGAACAAGAUCCACAGCCCAUGCCACCUCUUCCUAAUUCAUCAGAAAAGACAUCCUUGUGUUUGGACACUUUAAAAGAAGAGAAAGGGGAGGAAGUGGAAGAAGUGGAACGAGUUAAUGCACUCAUCCAACGAAAAAAAAUGCUGCAUGACUUGGGUGUGGUUGAUAAGGUGUAUCAGUUGCUACAUGGUGCCCAGUCACAGUCUGAUCCCAACAAGCAGCCACAUGAGUUGGGAUCUCUGACAGAGCUUUGGAGGCAUAAACUACCCUGUACUCUGAGACAGCAAAGAGUUCCUCCUGGCCACAAGUCAUGCCUGCAGUAUUUGCACUCUUGCCACAUGCAGCAUUGCACACCACUGAUUUUGCAAGAUUGGAGGCCUUCAAGGCUGGUGCUGAGCGAGCCAACGAGUUUCCAGCAUAUUGACAUGGAAAUGACAAGAGCAUUAGAUGUUGAGCAACAAGCACUUCCCGAUCACAAGAAGUCUGCUAGUGCACAUCGGGUACCUUGGACAAUAGUUACUAGCCCUCGUGCCAGGCAUGGCAGUACGAAAUCAUGCUUUGUUGAGUCAGGGAACCGGGCUUCAUUAAACACUAUGCAACAGCUGGUUUCAAGGAAACUGUAUUACACUCCCAUGUCCCCUGACUGUAAAGCCUUGCAAAAUCUGUUCGUCGUCUCUACUUCAGCCCCUUUUGUCCCACGUCCAGGCCAACCUUACACUCUCCAUAAAGGCCACUGCAAGAAAUCGCCACACAGCCACUGAUGUGGGACUCCUGCUACUCAAGAGCCCAGCCAUAGGGUUAUCUCUGUACUGUAUUUUAAUUCCCAGUCAGUAUGUAAAUGAAAUCAUCUAAAUGUGUUUCAAUAUACAUGGAAGUCUGUGAAAUUCUUUGUUCAGUAUUAAAGUCUUGUGUACUUGUAUAAGAUGGUCUGUGAAUGCCUUAUAACCAGUAUCAGAUAAAAUGGUUACAAAUGGCUUUUUUUUUUUUUUUUGCAUAAAAUAUAAUAUUUAUUUUAAUAGACUAUAAAUAAUUUAUAGGUGAGCCAUCAUAAUAUUCAGAGCUAGAAAUAAAAGAUAUAUAAAUCAUAAUUAAUUAAACUUAAAACUUUACUUAUUGCAAUAUCUGAAUGGAUGUGUAGGUACUCUGAUACUCUGACGUGCUUAUUUAUUUUUUGUUCUAACUGUCAGCUAACAAAUAAGUUUAAGCAGUGACACUGUAAUCAGGUACUUUAAAGCAGAAGUAAUCAUUAUGUUUUGUUUCACCUUUCAGUGAAUGUGUUUUGGUUGUUUUUGUGGCACACAAUCCAACAUUAAAUAUCACCAAUAUGAGAUUAAAUCUUUCUAUUAGAAAAUGAUUAUUCUAGCCACAAAACAACAACAGCCACAAACAUUUAAUAAUAUGUUUUCAAACAUUUAUUAAGGAAACCAACAACUUGGAAUUUAUUAAUAUAAUUUUUUUUUAUGUUUUUACUUUUUUUGGUAUUGUAUUAUCCCACUUUAUAAAACAGAAACAACUAUCUAGCUUAUUUUCCGUAUUUUGAUGCAGCAUUAUUAGCUUUCUUUCAGUGAAAACAUUUUUGAUUACAUAUUAUCACUGUGAUAAAUAUUGUUCAUGUUAUUAAUUGUGAAAUAAACUUAAACAUUAUAUAUUUUUCUGCCAAAUUAGUGGGCCAAAUUUACAGUUACUGCUGUAUUGUUGAUUCUUAGCUAAUGAUAAAAGUUUCCACUUUCUUUCUAUUACAUAA